This is a messenger RNA of Nannospalax galili (Upper Galilee mountains blind mole rat), 8476 nucleotides long. RefSeq names its product plexin A4 (gene Plxna4). Lineage: Eukaryota; Metazoa; Chordata; Mammalia; Rodentia; Spalacidae. The coding region runs from base 970 to 6651 and encodes 1893 amino acids. The record is from RefSeq and is a predicted model, not a curated record. Gene Ontology annotation, cellular component: semaphorin receptor complex. Gene Ontology annotation, molecular function: protein binding; semaphorin receptor activity. The transcript has 32 exons. Gene Ontology annotation, biological process: negative regulation of cell adhesion; semaphorin-plexin signaling pathway involved in axon guidance; regulation of cell shape.
GCGAGCCGCGGCGGCAGCAGGCAGCCCGGGAGCUCCGGCGGCGGCCGAGCCAACGGCGGCCCCGCUCCCUGCCCCCUGCAAACUUUGAGAGCAGCCCGCCCGGGGGGCCGGGGGCGCGCCCGGGAGGCCCGGCUUGGACCACGGCCGCGCUGUUGGCCGCCGCAGCGCUCGCCGCCGCUGUCGUCGCUGCCACCACCGCAGCCCCGCGCCUCCCCGGGGGAGCAGCUCGCUACUCCCGCGGCCCCUCAGCCCCGGCCCCUGGGCACUGCCCGGCCUGUCCCCGGACAGGGGUGGGGGCAGCAGCGGCGCAGCCAGUCCUGGGCUGCCUGGGGGUGGCGGGCAGUGCCCAGGGAGGCGCGCAGAGGCUCGGAGAGCGCUCCCCGGCGGGUCCCCAACGCUCUCGCCGCGCCCGGGCAGCGGCCCGACCCGGCUAGCAUGGGCGGCGCGGAGUGACGCCGCCGUGCCCGCUUGGCAUCAAGGACAUUCAGCCCGCGGGGGUGGGGACGAAGGGGAGACAGCCCCGCGUCGCCACCGCAGACCCCGAGAGCCACCACUGCUGCUUGGGCUCCGGGGCUGGGUGGAGGAAAGGGGUGCUUGGAAUCAAUCACAUUUUCUGACCUUUUUGUCGGACAUUACGCCCACCUUGGACGCCACAAGAGGAGCUGUCAAGCCCCGCAGACUGUGAUUUGGCUCCCUCCGUUUUCCUCCGCUGCUCCCGGCUUUCCUGUGCCUCGGUGGAGUAUUUGCGUUCGGGGCUGGGGCUGGAGGAGGCAGCCACACGCGCGCACACGCACACGUUCAGAGGAGGGCGAGAGGCAGAGGCACAGGCACCAUCUGCAGUGUCAAUGCGGCGCUCCCGCUGAAGGAGGGAACCGCGGUGCUUCCAGGGAAGACACCCCUGCUGAGUCCUGGCCCUCCAAAGGGACAGUUGUGUUGGAGUGCUGCUGUGUCACAGGACCCAUCUCUGAGAUGAAAGCCAUGCCCUGGAACUGGACUUGCCUCCUCUCCCACCUGCUGGUGAUGGGGAUGGGCUCCUCUACUCUGCUCCCACGGCAGCCACCCCAGCUGUCCCAGAAACGAUCUUUUGUUACAUUCCGUGGGGAAGCUGCUGAGGGCUUCAAUCACCUUGUGGUGGAUGAGAGGACAGGGCACAUUUACUUGGGGGCUGUCAACAGGAUCUACAAACUCUCUAGUGACCUCAAGGUCUUGGUGACCCAUCAGACAGGGCCAGAUGAGGACAACCCCAAAUGUUACCCACCUCGCAUUGUCCAGACCUGUAAUGAGCCCCUAACCAGCACCAAUAAUGUCAACAAGAUGCUGCUCAUAGACUACAAGGAAAAUAGGCUGAUUGCAUGUGGGAGCCUGUACCAGGGUAUUUGCAAGCUCCUGCGGCUGGAGGACCUCUUCAAGUUGGGAGAGCCCUUUCAUAAGAAGGAGCACUACCUUUCAGGGGUUAAUGAGAGUGGCUCAGUCUUUGGGGUGAUUGUCUCCUACAGCAACUUGGAUGAUAAACUCUUUAUUGCUACAGCAGUGGAUGGCAAACCUGAAUACUUUCCUACCAUCUCCAGUCGGAAGUUGACCAAGAACUCUGAAGCAGAUGGCAUGUUUGCUUAUGUUUUCCAUGAUGAGUUUGUAGCCUCUAUGAUCAAGAUUCCUUCAGAUACCUUCACAGUCAUCCCUGACUUUGACAUCUACUAUGUCUAUGGUUUCAGCAGCGGCAACUUUGUCUACUUUUUAACACUGCAGCCUGAGAUGGUGUCUCCCCCAGGAUCCACCACAAAGGAACAGGUGUACACAUCUAAGCUUGUGAGGCUUUGCAAAGAGGACACGGCCUUCAACUCCUACGUGGAGGUGCCCAUUGGCUGUGAGCGCAAUGGGGUAGAAUACCGCUUGUUGCAGGCUGCCUACCUGUCCAAAGCUGGGGCUGUGCUGGGCCGGACUUUGGGAGUCCAUUCAGAUGAUGACCUCCUCUUCACCGUCUUCUCCAAGGGCCAGAAACGGAAGAUGAAAUCACUGGAUGAGUCAGCCCUGUGCAUCUUCAUCUUGAAACAGAUCAACGAUCGCAUCAAGGAGCGCCUGCAGUCCUGCUACAGGGGUGAGGGAACGCUGGAUCUGGCCUGGCUCAAGGUGAAAGACAUCCCCUGCAGCAGUGCGCUCCUAACGAUAGACGAUAACUUCUGUGGCCUGGACAUGAAUGCCCCUCUGGGAGUGUCUGAGAUGGUACGUGGCAUUCCUGUCUUCACGGAGGACAGGGACCGCAUGACUUCUGUCAUCGCCUAUGUCUACAAGAAUCACUCUCUGGCCUUCGUGGGCACCAAAAGUGGCAAACUAAAGAAGAUUCGGGUGGAUGGACCCAAAGGCAAUGCCCUCCAGUAUGAGACUGUGCAGGUGGUGGACCCAGGCCCAGUCCUCCGGGACAUGGCCUUCUCCAAGGACCAUGAGCAACUCUACAUCAUGUCAGAAAGGCAGCUCACCAGAGUCCCAGUGGAGUCCUGCGGGCAGUACCGGAGCUGUGGAGAGUGUCUUGGGUCAGGUGAUCCCCACUGUGGUUGGUGUGUGCUCCACAACAUGUGUACCCGGAAGGAACGGUGUGAACGCUCCAGGGAAGCCCGCAGGUUUGCUUCAGAGAUGAAGCAGUGUGUUCGGCUGACAGUCCAUCCCAACAACAUCUCCGUCUCUCAGUACAACGUGCUGCUGGUCCUGGAGACAUAUAAUGUCCCGGAGCUGUCAGCAGGUGUCAACUGUACCUUUGAGGAUCUGUCAGAGAUGGAUGGGCUGGUAAUAGGCAAUCAGAUCCAGUGCUACUCCCCUGCAGCCACGGAAGUACCCCGGAUUAUCACAGAAAAUGGGGACCACCAUGUCGUACAGCUGCAACUCAAGUCAAAGGAGACAGGAAUGACCUUUGCCAGCACCAGCUUUGUGUUUUACAACUGUAGUGUCCAUAACUCAUGUCUAUCCUGCGUGGAAAGUCCAUACCGCUGCCACUGGUGUAAAUACCGGCAUGUCUGCACCCAUGACCCCAAGACGUGCUCCUUCCAAGAAGGCCGAGUGAAGCUACCUGAGGACUGCCCCCAGUUGCUGAGAGUGGACAAGAUCCUGGUACCAGUGGAGGUGAUCAAGCCCAUCACUCUGAAGGCCAAGAACCUCCCACAGCCUCAGUCAGGACAACGAGGCUAUGAGUGCAUCUUGAACAUCCAGGGCAGUGAGCAGAGGGUGCCUGCUCUGCGCUUCAACAGUUCCAGUGUGCAGUGUCAGAACACCUCCUACUCCUAUGAAGGCAUGGAGAUCAACAAUCUGCCAGUGGAGCUGACAGUUGUGUGGAAUGGACACUUCAACAUCGACAAUCCAGCUCAGAAUAAAGUCUACCUCUACAAGUGUGGAGCCAUGCGCGAGAGCUGUGGGUUGUGUCUCAAGGCUGACCCAGACUUUGAGUGUGGCUGGUGCCAGAGCCCAGGCCAGUGUACCCUGCACCAGCACUGCCCUGCCCAUGAGAGCAGGUGGUUGGAGCUGUCUGGAGCCAACAGCAAGUGCACCAACCCUCGCAUCACAGAGAUCAUCCCAGUAACAGGUCCUCGGGAAGGGGGUACCAAGGUCACCAUCCGAGGAGAGAACCUGGGCCUGGAAUUCAGGGACAUCGCCUCGCAUGUCAAGGUGGCCGGUGUGGAGUGCAGUCCUUUGGUGGAUGGCUACAUCCCUGCAGAACAGAUCGUGUGUGAGAUGGGAGAGGCGAAGCCCAGCCAGCACGCAGGUUUUGUGGAGAUCUGUGUGGCCGUGUGUCGGCCUGAGUUUAUGGCCCGCUCCUCGCAGCUCUAUUACUUCAUGACCCUGACUCUCUCAGACCUGAAGCCCAGCCGGGGACCCAUGUCUGGGGGCACACAGGUCACUAUCACAGGCACCAACCUGAAUGCAGGCAGCGAUGUGAUGGUGAUGUUCGGGAGCCAGCCUUGCCUCUUCCAUAGGCGAUCUCCAUCCUACAUCGUCUGCAACACCACAUCCUCAGACGAGGUGCUGGACAUGAAGGUGACUGUGCAGGUGGACAGGGCCAGGAUUCGCCAGGACCUGGUCUUUCAGUAUGUGGAGGACCCCACUAUUGUGCGUAUCGAGCCAGAGUGGAGCAUUGUCAGUGGGAACACACCCAUCGCUGUCUGGGGAACUCACCUGGACCUCAUACAGAAUCCCCAGAUCCGUGCCAAGCAUGGAGGGAAGGAGCACAUCAAUAUCUGCGAGGUUCUUAAUGCUACCGAGAUGACCUGCCAAGCUCCAGCCCUUGCCCUGGAUCCUGACCACCAGUCGGACCUCACCGAAAGGCCUGAAGAGUUUGGUUUUAUCUUGGACAAUGUCCAGUCCCUGUUAAUUCUCAACAAGACUAACUUCACCUACUAUCCCAACCCUGUGUUUGAGGCCUUCAGUCCCUCAGGAAUCCUGGAGCUCAAGCCUGGCACUCCUAUCAUCCUAAAGGGCAAGAACCUGAUCCCACCAGUGGCUGGAGGCAAUGUAAAGCUGAACUAUACUGUGCUGGUUGGGGAGAAGCCAUGUACUGUGACUGUGUCGGAUGUGCAGCUGCUCUGCGAGUCUCCCAACCUCAUUGGCAGGCACAAAGUGAUGGCUCGUGUGGGUGGCAUGGAGUACUCCCCAGGGAUGGUGUACAUUGCCCCAGACAGCCCGCUCAGCUUGCCUGCCAUCGUCAGCAUCGCAGUGGCAGGUGGCCUCCUCAUCAUCUUCAUCGUGGCUGUGCUCAUUGCUUACAAACGCAAGUCCCGAGAGAGUGACCUCACGCUGAAGCGGCUGCAGAUGCAGAUGGACAACCUGGAGUCCCGUGUGGCCCUGGAGUGCAAGGAAGCUUUUGCUGAGCUGCAGACAGACAUCCAUGAGUUGACCAGUGACCUGGAUGGAGCUGGGAUUCCCUUUCUUGACUACAGAACCUACACUAUGAGAGUGCUGUUCCCAGGGAUUGAAGACCACCCUGUGCUCCGGGACCUUGAGGUCCCAGGCUACCGGCAGGAGCGUGUAGAGAAAGGCCUGAAGCUCUUCGCCCAGCUCAUCAACAACAAGGUGUUCCUGUUGUCCUUCAUCCGCACACUAGAGUCCCAACGCAGCUUCUCCAUGCGUGACCGAGGUAAUGUGGCCUCACUCAUCAUGACCGUGCUUCAGAGCAAGCUAGAGUACGCCACAGAUGUGCUUAAGCAGCUGCUGGCUGACCUCAUCGACAAGAACCUGGAAAGCAAGAACCACCCCAAGCUGUUACUCAGGAGGACGGAGUCAGUGGCUGAGAAGAUGUUGACCAAUUGGUUCACUUUCCUCCUCUACAAGUUCCUCAAGGAGUGUGCUGGGGAGCCCCUCUUCUCCUUGUUCUGUGCCAUCAAGCAGCAGAUGGAGAAGGGCCCCAUCGAUGCCAUCACGGGAGAGGCCCGCUACUCCCUGAGUGAGGACAAACUCAUUCGGCAACAGAUCGAGUACAAGACCUUGGUCCUAAGCUGUGUCAGUCCAGACAAUGCCAACAGCCCCGAAGUUCCAGUGAAGAUCCUUAACUGUGACACCAUCACUCAGGUCAAAGAAAAGAUCCUGGAUGCCAUCUUCAAAAAUGUGCCCUGCUCCCACCGGCCCAAGGCUGCAGACAUGGACCUGGAGUGGCGACAAGGAAGUGGGGCAAGAAUGAUCCUGCAGGAUGAGGACAUCACCACCAAGAUUGAGAAUGACUGGAAGAGACUCAACACACUUGCCCACUACCAGGUGCCAGAUGGUUCUGUGGUGGCUUUAGUGUCCAAGCAAGUGACAGCUUAUAAUGCAGUGAACAACUCCACAGUCUCUAGAACCUCAGCAAGUAAAUACGAAAACAUGAUCAGGUACACGGGCAGCCCUGACAGCCUCCGCUCCAGAACACCCAUGAUCACCCCUGACCUGGAGAGCGGAGUCAAGCUGUGGCACCUGGUAAAGAAUCAUGAGCAUGGGGACCAGAAGGAGGGAGACCGGGGGAGCAAGAUGGUAUCUGAGAUCUACCUGACACGACUACUGGCCACAAAGGGCACACUGCAGAAGUUUGUGGAUGAUCUGUUCGAGACCAUCUUCAGCACAGCCCACCGAGGCUCUGCCCUACCCCUGGCCAUCAAGUACAUGUUUGACUUCCUGGAUGAGCAGGCUGAUAAGCAUGGGAUCCAUGACCCUCAUGUCCGCCACACCUGGAAGAGCAACUGCCUGCCCCUGCGAUUUUGGGUCAACAUGAUCAAGAACCCUCAGUUCGUGUUUGACAUCCAUAAGAACAGCAUCACAGAUGCCUGCCUCUCUGUGGUGGCCCAGACCUUCAUGGACUCCUGCUCCACAUCGGAGCACCGGCUGGGCAAGGAUUCACCCUCUAAUAAGCUGCUCUAUGCCAAGGACAUUCCCAGCUACAAGAACUGGGUGGAGAGAUAUUACUCAGACAUUGGGAAGAUGCCAGCAAUCAGUGACCAGGACAUGAAUGCGUACCUGGCUGAGCAGUCCCGGAUGCAUAUGAAUGAAUUCAACACUAUGAGUGCGCUCUCAGAGAUUUUCUCCUAUGUGGGCAAAUACAGCGAGGAGAUCCUUGGACCCCUGGACCAUGAUGACCAGUGUGGGAAGCAGAAACUGGCCUACAAACUAGAACAAGUCAUAACCCUCAUGAGCUUAGACAGCUGAGAACCGUCCUUCCAGGGCCAUCCUGGAGGGAGGGACACACCAACCCGUGCCUCAGUCUAGAUUAUCAUCUUUACCAAGUGCAAGUUCCGACAGGCAUCAGCAGCAUCCCCUGAGCAGCACCAUCUCUCCUUCCUCUCUUCCUGCCUCUUCUGUCUCUCCCUCCCUCCUGGGUCCCAUCUCAUUCAGUAUGAUUGCUUUGCCAGUAUGACUGGACCAAGCCGCAAAUCCUCAGUCAGUCCAGGGGUGGCCAGGCCCAUGGCGAAGGACCUAACCAGAAGAUGUCAGAGUGGGGCUCUUCUUCAGCUGUUCCUGAUUCCAUGCAUCAACAGCAGGGCUCAAACAAGGAUGAGGAGUGAGGACAGAGGAUGUUCCUAUGCUGCUACUUCACCUUCUACUCAGAAUCCCCACUGUGGUCCAAAACUUGGCUUAGGGAAGCAGCUGUGAGCUCAGUAUUAUCUGAAGUGGGAGACAUCACCUGGCUCUCCCUCCCCACCCUCCCAACUCCAAAGGGGACAGGCAGUGGCCUGGGUGCUCUGUCACUGAGGAGAAAGGCCUUGCUUUGUGCAAAUGUUGGAGUGGGGGACCAGCAGGUGUUGGUAGAUACUCUCAAGGGCUGCUGCUCACCUGUUGAGUUGGUGUCCAGCAGCCUUCUGUCCCUUCUAAUCUCCUUGUAUGUUUUCCAAGUGACCAUACGGACCGGCCUGCCCAGCUUCCUCCUCUUCCUAGGGAAAGGAAGGCAGGGGAAGAAUAGCCGUUACAUUCCACCAUAGAGAUGCUCCUACACCAUGUAAUCUGGCUCCAUAAGAAAGAAAUGUAACACGGAAGGGGAAAAAAGGAAAGAGAGUCACACUGAUUCCAGAAGCAACAUUUGUUGUUCUCAAUUCAUCCCCAAGCGCAAAUGCAUCAUGAACAUAGUGUUGGGUCCUUUUCCAGAGCCUCGAGUACUGUCUAGAGAGAAGGCAUCCCCACUCUCCUCUGUCACCAUCAUGAAGGGUCACCAAGAAAUGCAGAGUGCAUCUGGGAGAUACUACCUCCAGCCAUCUCCAAGACUCCAUCCCUCACAGUCUUUUAGAACUCCAUAGAAGGCCAGGGCAGACAGCUCAGUCGUAUCCUCCCUGCAGAAUCUGGUGCCGUUGCUAUGCAGAUGUCUUUGUCACUAGACUCUCCAGGCCUCCAUGGGAGUUAUUUCAUCAGCAUCUUAGUUGUCUUUUCAGUGGUUCUUCUUCCUGUUCUGUCUGCAGUCAUCAUUUGAGGAAAGAAACUCCAGCACAGCCUCAUCAGGACAAACCAAGAUGCCAGCCAACCUCAACCACCAGCUUGUUGUGCCUGGGAGGGUCUGGAGAGCCAAGUUGAAGGAUCUGGCUGGAUAUGGAGAGCAGCACAUACUGCUGACCGUGGCCUUGAUACCCAUUUCUUUAUCUGUCCUUCCAUGUAUGGAUCUGCCAGUUUGUUUUAGCUAGUCAGGAAAAUGUGUGCUCGGGAAUGAGCACAAGGUGAGAAGUGGUCAUGAUAAGAGGCGUUCUAUUAGUGGGACCUGAGAACCUACAAUCUUGAGAGGUUUUUGCGUGCUGAGUAGUCCGGCCUCCACCAUCUACAGGAAUCUCUUUUGGCAGUGCUGGUUUCAUGUCCACCACUGGGGGAGAUGAGGAGAGGCAUGAUGGAUGGUGGUGUUAGUGGCGAUCCACAGUCUUGCCUUCUUUUACUCCCCAAGUAUCAUUUGUCGUUUCUUGCUAUCACUCAAAAUGAGCCUCACAUGGAGAAGGAGCUCUACUAUUUCCAGCAAAGUCCAUGUGUCAUCUGCACUUUUAAGGACAUUAACCCCUUG